This is a messenger RNA of Erinaceus europaeus (western European hedgehog), 6047 nucleotides long. RefSeq names its product mitogen-activated protein kinase kinase kinase kinase 2 (gene MAP4K2). The coding region runs from base 79 to 2541 and encodes 820 amino acids. The transcript is spliced from 32 exons. Gene Ontology annotation, molecular function: ATP binding; MAP kinase kinase kinase kinase activity. The record is from RefSeq and is a predicted model, not a curated record. Gene Ontology annotation, biological process: protein phosphorylation. NCBI's taxonomy places the organism in Eukaryota, Metazoa, Chordata, Mammalia, Eulipotyphla, Erinaceidae.
GCCGCCCCGCCCCGCCCCGCGCCGCCCGCGCCGGUUCGGGCUCGGCUCCGGCUCUGCUCGCGCCGCGGGCGCGGGGCCAUGGCGCUACUGCGGGACGUGUCGCUGCGGGACCCGCGGGACCGCUUCGAGCUGCUGCAGCGCGUGGGCGCCGGCACCUACGGCGACGUGUACAAGGCCCGCGACACCGUCACGUCCGAGCUGGCGGCGGUCAAGAUCGUCAAGCUGGACCCAGGGGACGACAUCAGCUCGCUGCAGCAGGAGAUCACCAUCCUCCGCGAGUGUCGCCAUCCCAACGUGGUGGCCUACAUCGGCAGCUACCUCAGGAACGACCGCUUGUGGAUCUGCAUGGAGUUCUGUGGAGGGGGCUCCCUGCAGGAGAUCUACCACGCCACCGGGCCCCUGGAGGAGCGGCAGAUUGCCUACGUGUGUCGGGAGGCCCUGAAGGGGCUGCACCACCUGCAUUCUCAGGGCAAGAUCCACCGGGACAUCAAGGGCGCCAACCUUCUCCUGACCCUCCAGGGAGAUGUCAAGCUGGCUGACUUUGGGGUGUCAGGCGAGCUGACUGCAUCGGUGGCCAAGAGGCGUUCUUUCAUCGGCACUCCCUACUGGAUGGCCCCGGAGGUGGCUGCCGUGGAGCGCAAGGGUGGCUACAAUGAACUGUGUGACGUCUGGGCUCUGGGCAUCACCGCCAUCGAGCUGGGCGAGCUGCAGCCCCCCCUGUUCCACCUGCACCCCAUGAGGGCCCUGAUGCUCAUGUCUAAAAGCAGUUUCCAGCCGCCCAAGCUGAGGGACAAGGCGCGCUGGACCCAGAAUUUCCACCACUUCCUCAAGCUGGCCCUGACCAAGAACCCCAAAAAGAGGCCGGCGGCCGAGAAGCUUCUACAGCACCCCUUCACGAGCCAGCAGCUGCCUCGGGCUCUGCUCACACAGCUGCUAGACAAGGCCAGUGACCCCCACCUGGGCACCCCCUCCCCAGAAGACUGUGAGCUGGAGACGUAUGACGUCUUCCCCGACACCAUCCACCCCCACGGGCAACACGGCCCGGCUGAGAGGACCCCCUCGGAGAUCCAGUUUCACCAGGUGAAAUUUGGUGCCCCACGCAGGAAGGAAACGGAUCCUUUAAAUGAGCUGUGGGAGGAGGAAUGGACUCUGCUGGGGAAGGAGGAGCUGAGUGGGAGCCUGCUGCAGUCGGUCCAGGAGGCGCUGGAGGAAAGGAGCUUGACCAUUCAGCCGGCCCUGGCCCUCCAGAAACUGGACUCCCCAGAGGACGCCAUGGGGACCAUCAAGCGGGCCCCGUUCUUGGGGCCGGCCCCCACUGAGCCCCCUGCUGAAGACACACUGUCCAGCCCCCCAGGGACCCCACCUCUACCACCCAUGGGCAAGGAUAGCCCCCCACUUUUCCCCACUACCUGGGCCACCAUGAAGCACCGUGAGGAUCUUGAGAGGUCAUCCUGCCACGGGCUCCCCCCGACCCCCAAGGUGCAUAUGGGUGCUUGCUUCUCCAAGGUCUUCAACGGCUGUCCCCUUCGCAUCCACGCUGCCGUCACCUGGAUUCACCCUGUCACCAGGGACCAGUUCCUGCUGGUGGGGGCGGAGGAGGGCAUCUAUACCCUCAACCUGCACGAGCUGCAUGAGGACACUCUGGAGAAGCUGAUCUCACACCGCUGCUCCUGGCUGUACUGCGUGAACAACGUGCUGCUCUCGCUCUCAGGGAAGUCCACACACAUCUGGGCCCACGACCUCCCAGGCCUGUUGGAACAGCGGCGGCUACAACAGCAGGUGCCCCUGUCCAUCCCCACCAACCGCCUCACACAGCGCAUCAUCCCCAGACGCUUUGCCCUGUCCACCAAGAUCCCCGACACCAAAGGCUGCCUGCAGUGUCGCGUGGUGCGGAACCCCUACACCGGUAGCACCUUCCUGCUGGCCGCCCUGCCCGCCAGCCUGCUCCUGCUGCAGUGGUACGAGCCUCUACAGAAGUUCCUGCUGCUGAAGAAUUUCUCCAGCCCCCUGCCCAGCCCCGUGGGGCUGCUGGAGCCGCUGGUCCUGGACGGGAAGGAGCUCCCACAGGUGUGCGUGGGCGCCGAGGGGCCCGAGGGGCCCGGCUGCCGUGUCCUCUUCCACGUGCUGCCCCUGGAGGUCGGCCUCACGCCGGACGUGCUCACGGUGCCCGAAGGCCUCCCAGGCACGGCCCAGCAGGUGAUCCAAGUGGACAGGGACACCGUUCUUGUGUGCUUUGACCGCUGUGUAAGGAUUGUCAACCUGCUGGGCGAGCCCACAGCCACUCUGGCACCAGAGCUGACCUUCGACUUCCCCAUCGAGACUGUGGUGUGUCUGCAGGACAGCUUGCUGGCCUUCUGGAGCCAUGGUAUGCAGGGGCGCAGCCUGGACACCAACGAGGUGACCCAGGAGAUCACAGAUGAAACCAGGAUCUUCCGGGUGCUGGGGGCCCACAGGGACAUCAUCCUCGAGAGCAUUCCCACCGACAACCCCGGCGCCCACAGCAACCUCUACAUCCUCACGGGCCACCAGAACAGCCACUGAGCCCGGGGCCUCCCCCCGGCCUGGGCCGGCUCCCUUUCAGGCUCAUAUGAGAGGAGCCAGGGCCCCCUGCGCUGCUGAGGCCAAGGGCAGACUUACUCCUGAGAAGAGUUGGGUGUGGGGGUGGUGGAGGCUCACCCUCACCUCUGCAAUAACUGGACCAGAGGAAGCUGCUGUCGCCCAUCUCCCACCGGGGGUCCCCCAGACUGUCCAUUCCAGUUUGUUGUGCACUUCCUUCCCACACCUGGCCUGGGAACGUGGUAUUUAAGAGAGUUAUAUUGCUAUUAAAACGGGUUCGAUUUUACUCCACUGGCCCCUCUGGGGUGGGGGAGCAGCCUCGGCCACUUCCCUCCCUCCUGCUGGCAUUUCUGGGCACAGGGCAGGGGGCCACUUCAAGGGUGCUCCCUGCUCAGGCCCACCCAGCCCUCAGCUUGACGCAUGAAGCUUGGCACCUCGAGAGUCAUGCCGGUGGGAGGGGACAGUCACCCAGGGACCUCCUGCCCCAGGUAGGAAUCGACAAGAGGCUCCGCCGGCCUUGGGGAGACUGCCCCUCCCAUGUCUGGCACACUAUGGGACAUGCUGGGAGGACGGGGGGACAACUGACCCUCCCAUGUGUGCCUGCGUUCCCAGAGACCUCUCACUGCCAGAGAGGGACCUGUCCUGCUGAAGCCUGCAUUUCGGGGUCUGCAUCCCUGGACCGGAAUGCCCCAGGAAGCAGUGAGGCUGCUCCAGAUCAGAACCCAUGGACCUGUGAGGCUGGGGAAGCAGGAAGGUGGCCUGCAGGGAGGAGGGGGCAUGUUGGGAGUCAGAAGUGACGACCGAGGGGGGCAGGGAGGUCCAUCGCCUCACCCGUGUCCCAGGCAGGCGUGUGAGUCAGACUUUCACACGUGGCAAGCCGGGGAUAAAUAUUUAAUAAUUGAACUCCAGGGCGAGUGGGAGGGUGUGGGCAGCUAGCGGCACUGCGAGAAACCUACAGUGGUCCCAGAGCUCCAGAGCUGGCAGCUUGCGCCUUCCACACAUCCCUGCCAAGAAUGGGAUCAGAACCCGCCCCUGGGCACAGACUUGCCUGCCUACCACCCCCACCUGCAGGUCCAGUGGAGCCUGGCCAGAGGGCAUUCUGUGGGCCAGGUGGGGUGGCAAGGAAGGGGGUGGUGGGGGGAGAGGAAGUGAGCCCCUUCUGCAGAGACCCCCCCCCCACACACACACACACACCCCUUCCCACCAUAGAGCAGUAAGCUGCAGACAGCACCCUCUUGUGGCCGGUAAAUGCAGUCCUUGACAGCCAGCCACUGAGCCUGGAAAGGGGGUGCUGAGGGUGCCAGGGUGUCACUAUGCCAAAGUAAGGGGCCUGGGAAUAGCCAGGGCCGCUGGGUAAAUUAUUUGCCACCAGCAAACGCUGACCAUAAGCCAAAGCAAGACCAGGAAGUGGGGAUGGAAGCUGGAAGAGUGAAAUUGAUCAUUUAAUUUCUGUAUUUUUAAACAGGCAGUCAUUGCCUACCUAUGCAGGGUUUUUUAUAUAGAUACAUAGGGAGAGUGGAUGCAGUGAGAAGUCUCCCACCCAAUGCCGAGCAAUGCGGGCGACCUUCUGGAGUAUUCCUGCAUAUCCCGCUAGCUCCCCCCCACACACACACACACACGCACGUGAGCGUGCACACACAGACAUUACACAUGCUGACAUACUCCACGCACCAUUCUGACUUUCACCUUGUAAGUUAUUUGCUUCUGGUGUUAAUCGCUGCAUAAUUCUGCUCCCGGCCAACUGUCUUUGUUAAUUUUUACUUUAUUAUUUCUUUACUUAUCUCAGCUCUGGCUUAUGGUGGUGCUAGGGACCUUUGUUGCUUCGGUCAUGAAAUAACCACUGUGCUUUCUCCCCACCCCUCUGUUUUAUUCUUUUUUUUUUUUUUUAAGAAGAGAGGAGGAAUAGAGACGCUACAUCUCUCCUCUGCUCGUGGAGAGUCCCCAGGCAGAUGCUCAUAUGUGUGCUGGCCGGGGGCUCAAACCAGGGUCCUCGGGGCUGGUAAAGUGUGCACUCUACCGGGUGAACCAGCUCCCAACCUCUGUGAUUUGGGUUUUUUUGUUUGUUUGUUUGUUUGUUUUUGCCUCCAGGGUAAUCACUGGGGCUCAGUGCCUGCACUAUGAAUCCACUGCUCCUGGCAGCCAUGUUUUCCAUUUUAUUGACUAGGACAGAGAGAAAUUGAGAGUGGGAGGGGGAGAGAGGCACCUGCAGACCUGCUCCACUGCUCAUGAAGCAUCCGCCCUGUGGGUGGGGAGCCGGGGGCUCGAACCAAGAUCCUUGAGUUGGUCUUUGCGCUUUAUAUCAUUUGAGCUUAAUCCACUGCACUACUACCAACCCCCCUUUUUCCCCCUCUUUUUUAUUAUCUUUAUUUAUCGGAUAGAGACAGUCAGAAAUCGAAAGGGGAGAAAGAUACAGAGGGACAGAGACAGAGACACCUGCAGAACUGCUUUCAUGAAGCUCCCUCUGCAGGUAGGGGCGAGGGGCUUGAACCUGGGUCCUUGUGCAUUGUAACGUGCACUUAACCAGGUGCGCCACCACCUGGCCUCCCAGAUCACCUCUCUAAGCUGAUCUUCUGGGCACCCUGGGAUCUUCGGGGGACAGUCAGGAGGUGUUUCUGCUGGGUGUUGGUGUGUGGAGGGGGGGACAGGCCAGUCACCCCGACUGUCACUGCCUGGCGUGCAAUAGGCCCUUGGCAGUGAAAGGGUGGGUGUGACGUGGCAGGUCCCAGGGCUGUCCCAGCAUACCUUGCUAUUUUUCUGGGUAUAUACCCUGCAAGUCUGCCUGCGGGGCUUGGGGACGGGGGCCAGGAGUACUGUCACAUAAGGGCCAGAUUUAUACUGGAGCGAGACCAAGCGUGCUGUAAAGGUGUUGGCACCUUGGUUCUGGGAUCUUGCACAGACCCUCCCCCAGGAGGGUCAGGCCGGGUCUGGGCUAGACGGGACGUCAGGACACGGAGUGUGAAUUUACUGAGAGCACUGCAAUGGCUUGAGACGCAGCCACCACGAGCUACGGUCUCUCCUGGGCGAUGACCAGCAGAGGCCAGAAGGCCAGGGCUCCGUCGGGGGCUCUGGGCAGCCCCCUCCCUGCACUUGCUCACGAUCUUCCGCUGCCCCUUUUCCAGAACAAUUAGCUGAUGAUACGCAGAAGGCGUCAUGUGCGUCUCUGACGUUCACACAGGCUUGUCCCCCAAGAAGCCAACUGAGUCUUGUCCCCAGCACCCCAAAAGUCUGUCCUCCCAGCACGGACAGGGAUCUGCCCGCUGUCGCUGCAGAUGACUUUGGACUUGUCAGAACUCUCAGAAUGGCCACCGCUGUCCUGCCCAGAGUUCGUCCUCUUGGCGUGACUCCUCACCUGCAGCUUGGGCACAUCGCGGCCUGGGCCCCUGGUGUCCCUAUGACCGAGAGUUCCAUCCUGUACACUGCGACCUGUCCAGCCGGGUGUCUGGGCCAUCUCUGUCUGUGCACAAUGACAAAUAAAGCCAAUGUGGAGACUG